AUGACCCGAAAGAUUCGGGCCAACACCGGGCCCGCCUCCACCCAACCUACAAGAAAGAUCCGUAUAAUCUUCAACGACCCAUACGCCACCGACUCGUCUGACGACGAAAACGAGAAAAAGGUCAAACGGGUGGUCCACGAGAUCUCCUUCCCGAAAACGGAGAACCCUCCUAAGCGACCCACGAGAAAUGCCGACAAAAAAAUCGACGUUAUGCCCUCAUGCAAGCUCCGUGGGGUCCGCAUGCGCAAGUGGGGCAAGUUUGCGGCCGAGAUCCGCGAUCCGAUCCAGCACAAGAGAAUCUGGCUCGGCACGUACGACACGGCCGAGGAGGCCUCCCGGGCCUAUGAGCUCAAGCGGGUCGAGUUUGAGGCCCUGACCCGCUCGGCCACGGUCGCCAUGCGCAAUGAGAAAACGAAGCAAAAGGAAACCCUCCACGUGUCGGAGGACUCGGGUGGGAGCAAUGUGUCGGUUGUUACCCGACCCUCGACUUCGUCCGUUUUGGAAUCGAUUUCCAUGACUUUGACUUUGGGCGAUAAUCACGUCGAAUUCGAAAACGGAACGAACGAUAAUAAGAAUAAUGUUAUCAAAAAUAAUAAUGAUGAUGAUGAUAAUAAUAAUGCGAUCGAUGUAUUUGAGAAUGAGGAGGGCAAAUUGGUCAUUGGGCAGAAGCCGGAGAAUUGGGGGGUGAUUGACGACGAUUUGGCGGAGAUGGCGUGGAUGGGAGGAAGAAUGGACUCGUUUGUCGGGCUCGAUGCUCUGUUGCCGGUAGAUGAUUUUGAGACGGUUGUGCAAAAGCCAGACGAGAUCAACAUUGCGGACCUCCCGAUAAGUGACGUCGAGUGGGUGGGCUACUCGAGCGGCUUGCCGAAUUACGACUCGUUUUUCGACUUUGAGUCAUGGGAGUGA
Messenger RNA from Striga hermonthica, 906 nucleotides. The record is from the annotation of a GenBank genome assembly. Lineage: Eukaryota; Viridiplantae; Streptophyta; Magnoliopsida; Lamiales; Orobanchaceae.